Messenger RNA from Anopheles maculipalpis, 1978 nucleotides. Its product is annotated as LIM and SH3 domain protein Lasp. The transcript has 7 exons. Gene Ontology annotation, cellular component: focal adhesion. The record is from RefSeq and is a predicted model, not a curated record. The coding region runs from base 34 to 1968 and encodes 644 amino acids. Gene Ontology annotation, molecular function: actin filament binding. NCBI's taxonomy places the organism in Eukaryota, Metazoa, Arthropoda, Insecta, Diptera, Culicidae.
GUGUACGGAAAGGAUCCUCACGCGGCCGUCAAAAUGAAUAAAUCCUGUGCCCGGUGCCAGAAGGUGGUCUAUCCGAUCGAGGAGCUGAAAUGUUUGGACAAGACCUGGCACAAGACGUGCUUCAAAUGUCACGAGUGUGGCAUGACGCUGAACAUGAAGACGUACAAAGGAUUCAACAAACUGCCCUACUGUGAAGCACAUAUUCCUAAAGCCAAAGCUACGACGAUCGCAGAGACACCAGAGUUCAAGCGUAUCGCGGAAAAUACCAAAAUCCAAUCGAACGUCAAAUAUCACGCCGACUUCGAGAAGCUGAAAGGGAAAGUAACGCAGGUUGCCGACGAUCCGGAAACGCUACGAAUCAAGCAAAACACGAAAAACAUCUCCAACGUCGCAUACCAUGGCGAUCUGCAGAAGAAGGCAGCGAUGGAGCGACAGCGAGAGUGCACGGAAAUCAUUGACAGUAAAGACAAUAACGAUCUAGAAUCGGAGUACUUUUCGGAGCAACUUGCAGCGGAAUCGCUCCCCCAUUAUCAGCCGCCGCCACCACCACCGGUCGUGGCACCGGCCGCAUCAUCGCAGCAGGUCAACAACAAUGGUGGUAUGGCGGUAGGACCGACCAACACCGCUACCCAGCAGGCACAGAUUAUCUCCACCGCCAACAUUACCAAACACAACCAGGCGAACAGCUACCAAGCAUCGCUUCAGCAGCAGCAGCAGCAGCAACAGCAGUAUCAGCAGAUGAACAAUAACAACAAAUCCGGCGGUGGCUAUCCACACGCUCAGCAGCAGGGAGGAUAUGCUGCCGGUGGUACGACGGCAUACCAUCAGCAUGCCACCAAUGCUAAUGGUGCCGGAGGUUCGAUCGGUAAUGCUGAGCAUGUGCGUCAUUCGGUGCUCCAAAACUCGGCCACACCGUCCGGUGGAGGUGGUGGCGGUGCUGCAACGCAGAAGUACUACGAUCCGUACGAUAACUAUGCCCGCCCGAAUCCUGCUGCCAAUCAGGUGAACAACAAUGGUACUACUGGUGCACAUAUGGGCAACAACAAUCAUCACUAUCAUCACAGUCAGCAGCAGCAGCACCAGCAGCAGCACUUGCACCAUCAUCAGCAACACCACGGAGGUGGUGGUAUGAUGGAUCAGCAGCGUGCAAACGGUUCAGCAGCUGCGGCAUAUCAUCAGCAGCAGCAGCAGCAGCAACAUAUGCACCAUGGUCAGGCUAACAACCACCAGCAUCACCAUCAGCAGUCGGCAGGAAUGGUUGAUCCGUAUGCUCAGCAGCAACAACAGCAACAACGCUACAGUGCCAACAGUAACAGUCAGUACGGUGGUGCAAUGCACGCACAGCAGCAGCAACAACAACAGCAUAUGUAUCAAUACAACAACGGUAACAUGAACAAUGGUGCAGCAUCAGUAGCAGCAGCAACUGCCGGUGCCGGUAGUAUUGGCAAAAUUGCUGACUACGAUCCACUCACGGACGGUCCACGAAAUGUGCCGCAACCGAACCGUCAGAGCGCAACGCUGAUCUACAGCUCCGGCAAUAUGUCAUCGAACAACAAUCGACGAAUCGGUUCGGUUAACGAUAUUGAUCCGGUGAACGGUUACUAUGGCUCGGUAGCGGACAACUCGCAGGCAGCUCUAUAUCAGCAACAACAGCAGCAGCAGCAGCAACUGUAUCAACAACAGCAACAACACCGGCAAUCCCAGCAACAGCAACCGCAAUACAUUCAACCGCCCCAGCAGUACGCUGCACCUGCUUCAAACGCAUCGGGCAAAUCGAUGAGCAAAGUGCGCGUCUACCGAGCCCUAUACGAUUACGAGGCGCAGGAUAGUGAUGAGGUCGGUUUCAGCGAGGGCGAUCUGAUCAUCGAAGUCAACUCGAUCGAUGCUGGCUGGAUGACGGGACGCGUGGAGCGCACCGGACUAACCGGCAUGCUGCCGGCAAACUAUGUUGAGCUGAUGAAAAUAUAAAUUUAAACCA